Messenger RNA from Ceratosolen solmsi marchali, 1549 nucleotides. RefSeq names its product prenylcysteine oxidase. The coding region runs from base 16 to 1491 and encodes 491 amino acids. The record is from RefSeq and is a predicted model, not a curated record. Gene Ontology annotation, biological process: prenylated protein catabolic process; prenylcysteine catabolic process. The transcript has 5 exons. NCBI's taxonomy places the organism in Eukaryota, Metazoa, Arthropoda, Insecta, Hymenoptera, Agaonidae. Gene Ontology annotation, molecular function: prenylcysteine oxidase activity.
AUAGAAUAUUAUAGAAUGAUAAUUAUAUUAAGGAAAGUCAUUCCUAUUAUAUUCUUAAAUGGAUUCUUAUUCUUCAGAAAUUGUUUUUGCUCUGAAAUUACUAAACCAAAUGUUGCUAUUAUUGGAGCGGGUAUCGGCGGAGCCUCUACAUCUCAUUUUCUCACUAAAUUAUUUGACAAAAAUUUGAAAAUAGAUAUAUUUGAAUCCAAAACUAUCGGCGGACGCCUCGCAACCGUUAAACUUGGAAAUAAUGACUUUGAAGCAGGAGGGGCUAUAAUUCACCCUAGAAAUAUAUAUAUGAAAUAUUUCGUUAAAUUGUUAAAUCUACAUUCCAAAACUCCAGUGCCCGACGAUACAUUUGGAAUUUGGAAUGGCAAGGAGUUUAUUUUUAAAGAAAGCAAUUGGAAAGUAAUUACGUUGUUGAAACUUAUUUUUAGAUAUGGAUUGCAACCAAUUUAUCUUUACAGAUACGUGGGUAGCAUAUUAAAUGAUUUUGACAAUAUUUAUAAUCUUCAAGAACAAGGCAUUGGUUAUGAAAAUGUAACUGCUCUAAUCAGUGCCAUGAACGAAAACUUGAUAAAUUUAAUGCAAGUAUCGAUAAAAGAUCAUUUGCAGAGUUUGGGUUAUGGAGAACAGUUAAUAAAUGAAUUGGUUAAGGCUACGCUCGUUGUCAAUUACGGACAAGAUACAAAUGUUCAAGCUUUCGUUGCAUGUGUGUCGAUAGCAGGUGCAGGCUUUGAUUUGUGGUCGAUCAAAGGUGGCAAUAAAGAGGUACCAUCUCGUUUGAUCUCUAAUAAUGAGAUCGUUUCAAUAAUAUAUUCUACUGUAAAUAGAAUUGAUCGUCUUCAAACGGAAGAUAUGCCUAAAUAUGAAAUAUUUUAUAAAGAAAAUGGAACUGAAUCUAUAACUAGUAAAGUUUAUGAUAUUGUUAUUAUCGCCGCUCCUAUGACAAGUGAUCAAGAAUCUUUAGUGACUUUUAAUGGCUUUAAGAGCUCGGAUGUUCAAUUUUUGGGAAAUUAUCAAACAACGUAUGCCACUUUCGUAGCGGGCAAAGUAAAUUUCUCCUAUUUUGGAAGUAAAGAAACAUUCAGCGGAAUUAUAAGUUGUAAUCCAGUUGACACUGUCAUUAGCUCAAUUGGAAAAUUAACCUCUGUAAAUGGUAAACGAGACAAAGGAGUCCAAGUGUGGAAAGUAUUUAGUAGGCAGAAAUUAAACAGUACAAUUAUCAACAAAAUGUUUUCCAAAGUUCACAAAGUUAAAGAAAUCAAGUGGAAAGCAUAUCCUCAAUAUUCAUCCGCGAUGAGAUUUGAUAAAUUCAAAGUAGACGAUUUCAUGUAUUAUGUUAAUGCAAUAGAAUGGGCGGCGAGUGCUAUGGAAAUGAGUGCUAUAAGUGGACGGAACGCUGCAAUUCUAGCAUUUACAGAUUAUAAACGAUAUUUAUCGGAUAGAAAAUUAACGACAGAAGAUCAAACUCACUCUUCCGAACUGUGAUAAUUGUUACAUAUGAUAUUCAUAAUUAUUUAUUUACUUCUUUCGAGUUUAUAUGUUC